AUGUCCUGCAGCAGGAUCUUGAUCAGGGUGCUGAUGCUUUUCAUCGAAUUUUCUCGAGAUCAAACGACAAUUCCAUCUUUCUCGAUCAGGCGCCCGGAGGGAUGCACACUAAUACCUUGGAGAGCCGGUAGAUGUUUGGCGUGGGAUGUUACGGUCCCUGGCACCCUUGCCGAACGAUAUGUAAACCUGACAAAAAAAGAAUGCGGUUUGGCCGCGGCCAGGGCAGCGGACGAGAAAAUGAAAAAAUAUGGGAACGCCCUCCCCUCGAUGGAAUUCUUGCCAGUAUGUAUCGAGGUUCUUGGCCCGAUGGACCCCAACACCCUUAAAUUUCUUAAGGCAAUAUGUAAAAUGAUCAGCGUCAGAUCAGGCGACAGCAUGGAACUGUUUUUCGCAACUAACCACAUUUCGUGCUUGUUGCAGCAGUUCCUGCGUGCGUCAAUACCCGUUCUUAAAGAGCCCUCGGGAAUUUCCGCGUUGGAUGGAAAACGUCCGGAUGGCUGCACGUUGAUUCCUUGGAGAGCCGGUAGAUGCCUGGCGUGGGACGUAACCGUUCCGGGCACAUUAGCGGAACGGUACGUGCACUUAACCAGCAAAGAAAGUGGUUUGGCCGCAACCAGGGCAUCGGAUGAAAAGUUUAAAAAAUAUGAAGGUGCCCUGCCCUCGAUGGAUUUUUUACCUGUUUGCAUCGAGGUUCUUGGCCCGAUGGACAACAACACUUCAAUAUUUUUUAAAAAGAUUUGCAAAAUGAUAAGUGGCAGGUCUGGCGACAGCAGAGAGCUAUUUUUCGCCAUGAAUCAUAUAUCUUGUUUGCUGCAAAGGUAUUUAAGAACGCUUAACAUCUUGAAUUACAAAAUUACCAACCCUUUAAAAAAUCCUAAUUAUAUUAAAGAUGUAAAUGCAUCUGUCCUUUUCCAACACUCGUAUAUCAAAUUAUUGUUAUAUAAAAUAUAA
Helobdella robusta is the source of this 951-nucleotide messenger RNA. RefSeq lists its product as hypothetical. Lineage: Eukaryota; Metazoa; Annelida; Clitellata; Rhynchobdellida; Glossiphoniidae. The record is from RefSeq and is a predicted model, not a curated record. The transcript is spliced from 4 exons. The coding region runs from base 1 to 951 and encodes 316 amino acids.